Ciona intestinalis (vase tunicate) is the source of this 839-nucleotide messenger RNA. NCBI's taxonomy places the organism in Eukaryota, Metazoa, Chordata, Ascidiacea, Phlebobranchia, Cionidae. The record is from RefSeq and is a predicted model, not a curated record.
CUAAUGACGUCAUAUGUAAACAAAAUAUACAAUUGUUCUAUUUAAAUAAGAUGUAAAAAUGUCUUCCAAUGCAUCAGUGGCAUCAUCUGUUCAUAGAAAUAACAUAUUAGGCCCCGAGGAAACAGAUUUAUGGGAGUUGUGUUACUAUGGGGGAUUAACCGUCGACCCACAGGUGUUUAAGAUCCUACUUGACCUUCUACACAUGGACAUUCACCCCAAAGCUGUGUUAGAAGUCUUGAAGGAAGUAACUUCUCACUCGAAAUAUUCAAAACCUGCGGCAAAAGAUCCGAAAAUAAUACCAGAAAAAAAUUCAGACGAAAAAUUAAACUCUGUUGAAAAGAAAUCGAAACCGAACGUGGAAGUUUCGAAAUCGCAACCAAAGCCAAGAGUGACAUCUAGUGGUGAAAGUAAGAAUGUUAAAAAAGUUUCAUCGAAAGUUGGGGCAAGGUCGAGCGCAUCAGAGCAAAGAACGAAGAAAAAAUGAUUUUGUGAAAUUUAUUUGUUUUAAUGCUUCCAUUGUACGUUUGUUUCAUAGAUUUGUGAAAGAAAAUGCCCGCUGCAAUCAGGAUGUUUUGGUCGUCUUACACAAUGCCUUAUUUUCACUAUAACUACAUUUGUUUGUAAUGUUUUCUUGUGCUUCCAUUUCUUACAACACGGGAUCGAAAAUGUGCGCAACGAGUAUUGAAACUGGUCAUUAGUUCGAUCCAUUUUCGCAAUGCCUUCUAUUUGCCACUGUUAUAGUUUUAUAGAUGGUGAUACUGCGACCUGGUGUUUAUAAAAUUCAUUCGAAUAAAGGAAUCUUGUUCUUGUAAUAUAAAUAUUUUGUACGGUAUUUCUAG